This is a messenger RNA of Ahaetulla prasina, 1240 nucleotides long. It is a transcript of the gene TYW3, whose product is annotated as tRNA-yW synthesizing protein 3 homolog. Gene Ontology annotation, cellular component: cytoplasm. The transcript is spliced from 6 exons. Bases 8 to 790 code for a protein of 260 amino acids. Lineage: Eukaryota; Metazoa; Chordata; Lepidosauria; Squamata; Colubridae. The record is from RefSeq and is a predicted model, not a curated record. Gene Ontology annotation, molecular function: tRNA methyltransferase activity. Gene Ontology annotation, biological process: tRNA methylation.
AUUGCUGAUGGCCGAUUUCAAACGCUGGAAAGAGCAGCGGCUGUCGCGCGCAGACGCGAGCCGGAAGGGCAGCGUGGACGAGCCUAUCGAGGAGAUCGUCCGGCUCCUGAAUGGCCGCGAGACUUUCUGCACCACCAGCUCGUGCUCGGGGCGCGUGGUGGUGCUGGAACAGCCCCCGGCCGCCGCCCCGGCUGCGGGUACUGCUGGCUUUGAAAUACAGAAGCAAAGCUGUACUUGGCUUAUGGUGACCCACCAACUAUGUAGUACAAAAGACGUGCUUACCGCCUUGCAGAAGGCUGCAGCUGAUGCCAUCUUCAAAUUUGAACCAUUUGUUCUCCAUGUGCAAUGUCAAGACCUGGAAGAUGCACAACUUCUGCACACCGUGGCUAUAGAAGCCGGGUUCAGAAACUCUGGUAUAACCGUUAGCCGGAAAGGAAAAAUUAUGAUGGCUGUCCGAAGUACUCACUGCUUAGAAGUUCCACUAACUCAGAAAGGAAGACUAAUGGUCAGUGAAGAAUAUGUUGACUUUGUGGUUCAAGUUGCUAAUCGGAAGAUGGAAGAAAAUUGGAAGAGAAUUAACAGAUUUUACAUCUCUUUGAAGUUUGCACUAGAGAGCAAGAAUCACUCCAUGAAUUCUCUCUCAGAGGAGAAAGAAAAAGAAAAUGAGAUGGAUUCAGGUGGAAGGAAAAAAUCUCAAGCAACCAAAAAGGAUGACGGAAGUCCUUCACACCAAAAUAAAAAUUUAGAGAGUGAAGAUGAUCGUCAAAGCAAUACUAGUAUUUUUCACUAAGUAUAGAAUUGUGUGACGUAGCCCUAUAUAUCCAUUAUGUUUGUAUAAUGUAGUUUUUUUUCCUUUGCUCUUUAUAAGAGUUUAGUAGAUUAUUGUGCUCUAGAACAGGGGUGGGAAUUUAUGGCCCUUUACGACUUGUGGACUUCAACUCCCAGAAUUCCAGAGUCAGUAUGGAGCCAUAAUUGCAUAACUCUGCUCUAGAAAGUAACAUGUUGUUUACAUGGUUUGCUUAGGUUAUUAGCAAGGUUUUAACUGCCAUAUAAUAUAAGUGAACUUCAACAUUUUUAUGGACAGUUUUUGGACCCGGAGUGUGCCUUCCCUGUUGUAGCACGUGAAAUGUGUAGAUGCCUUUAGGAGAAAGUGAUUUUUAUUUUUUUACACGUGUUCACAAUGUGCAAUAUCACAAACUUGUACCUAAGACAUGGCCACAAUAAAUACUGUGUUGCUUUG